ACAAAACUGACCUUUUUAAGCUUCUUCAUCCAUCUCUCUUUGUUUUAAUUUGGAGGAUCAUAGCAAUGGAGAGUAAGCAAAAGUUCCUCCAUGGAACACUUGAAGCCUCCAUCUUUGAAGCAACACCUUACACACCUUCAUUUCCCUUCAAUUGUAUGGUUGCAAAUGGAAAGCCAACCUACGUAACGAUCAAGCUGGAGAAUAAGAAGGUAGCAAAGACAACCCUGGAACGAGAUCGUGUAUGGAACCAAACAUUUCAAAUUCUGUGUGCUCACCCACCUGAUUCAAUCGUCACCAUUACAAUGAAAACAAAGUGUUCCAUCUUAGGCAAAUUCAGCAUCCAGGCAAGGCAAAUACUAAAGGACUCAAGUUUGAUCAAUGGCUUCUUUCCUCUCCAACUUGAAAAUGGUAAAACCAGCCCAGAAGUAAAGCUGAGGUUCAUGUUGUGGUUCAAACCAGCGGAGUUUGAACCAUCAUGGGGAAGAGUGAUUGACAGUGGAGGAUUCCAGGGGCUUAGAAACGCUACUUUUCCUCAACGCUCCAAUUGCAACGUGAAGCUUUAUCAAGACGUCCACCAUACCUCAGCUUUUCAGCCUCCAUUUUCUUCCUUCUCUUCUGCUCCAACAAAACUGUGGGAGGAUGUAUAUAAGGCCAUUGAGGGUGCUAAACAUUUGGUUUACAUUGCGGGCUGGUCUUUCAAUCCAAAUAUGGCUUUGGUCCGGGAUCCUGAAACAAGUAUUCCACAUGCAAGAGGGGUAAAGCUUGGUGAAUUGUUGAAACGAAAAGCUGAAGAAGGUGUAGCAGUGAGGAUCAUGCUUUGGAACGAUGAAACUUCCUUACCAUUUAUCAAGAACCAAGGAGUAAUGAGAACGCAUGAUGAAGACGCUUUUGCAUAUUUCAAACACACCAAAGUUGUAUGCAAAUUAUGCCCAAGACUGCACCAUAAGUUCCCCACACUCUUUGCUCACCAUCAAAAGACCGUGACAGUUGAUACCAGAGCCGCCCACGGUUCGUUGAUCAACGACAGAGAAAUCAUGAGCUUUGUCGGUGGAGUUGAUCUCUGUGACGGCCGAUACGACACCGAACAACAUUCGUUGUUUCGAACACUUAACAUGGAAUCUCAUUGUUUCGACUUCUAUCAAACCAACAUCUCAGGGGCUAGCCUUCACAAAGGAGGGCCAAGGGAGCCAUGGCAUGACGCCCACGCAUGUAUCACUGGGGAAGCAGCUUGGGAUGUGCUUGCCAAUUUCGAGCAACGCUGGAAUAAGCAAUGUGACCCUUCUUUAUUACCGCCUAUAAACUCAAUACCCAAUCUCAUACGACAGCCCUUUUCUUCAAGCAACCCUGACGAGAGUGACGACCGGAAUUGGAAGGUACAAGUUUUUAGAUCAAUCGACCAUGUGUCGACGAACCAAUUGUCUAAAAACUUAACUGUGGAGCAAAGCAUCCAUGAAGCAUACGUAGAAGCAAUAAGGCGAGCUGACAGAUUCAUAUAUAUAGAAAAUCAAUAUUUCAUAGGGGGGUGUCAUUUAUGGGAUAAAGAUAAGAAGUCAGGGUGUAGAAACUUGAUUCCAAUAGAGAUUGCACUUAAAGUGGCAAGCAAAAUCAAAGCGAAAGAGAGGUUUGCAGUGUAUAUAUUGAUACCAAUGUGGCCUGAAGGAGUGCCUGAGAGCGAACCGGUACAUGAUAUACUGCAUUGGACAAGGCAAACAAUGGAAAUGAUGUAUAGAUUGAUUAGUGAAGCCAUAAAAGAAAGCGGUGGACAAGAACACCCCUGUGAUUACUUGAACAUCUUUUGUCUUGCAAAUAGGGAAAAGGAGAGCAAAGAAGAGUUCGUUCCUCCACAAUCCCCUCACCCUUCCACACAAUACUGGAAGGCGCAAAAGCAUAGGAGGUUCAUGGUUUAUGUCCACUCCAAGGUGAUGAUAGUGGAUGAUUUAUACAUUCUGAUAGGAUCCGCCAAUGUGAACCAAAGAUCCAUGGACGGUCAACGAGACACAGAAAUUGCAAUCGGAUGCUAUCAGUUGCCACCGGGGAAUCCUGAAAUCAAUUCUGCAACUCCUAGAAGUAUCCAUGAUUAUCGAAUGGCCUUAUGGUAUGAGCAUACCGGACUUGCUGAUGACAUACUCAUGGAGCCGCAGAGCCUGGAAUGCGUGCAAAAAAUACGUUCAGUAGGUGACCAAAUGUGGCAAAUCUAUGCAAAUGAAGACGUAGCGGACAUGGAAGGAGUUCACCUUGUCACUUACCCUGUUAAUGUCACAGUCGAUGGUUUGGUUGAGGAUGUUGUUGGCGGUGAUGGGAAUUUCCCAGACACGAAUACACCAGUCAAAGGAAGACGAUCCAAAGUGCUACCACCGGUAUUUACAACCUAGAUGUAAAGAAUUUUACAUAUGGCUGAAUUUGAAAAUCCAACUCACCCCUAAAUUGUAACCAUGUAAUUUAUUUGUUAUGAAA
Gossypium raimondii (Peruvian cotton) is the source of this 2454-nucleotide messenger RNA. Its product is annotated as phospholipase D alpha 4. Gene Ontology annotation, cellular component: plasma membrane. The record is from RefSeq and is a predicted model, not a curated record. Gene Ontology annotation, biological process: phospholipid catabolic process; phosphatidylcholine metabolic process. The transcript is spliced from 4 exons. Bases 66 to 2372 code for a protein of 768 amino acids. Lineage: Eukaryota; Viridiplantae; Streptophyta; Magnoliopsida; Malvales; Malvaceae. Gene Ontology annotation, molecular function: D-type glycerophospholipase activity; calcium ion binding.